Messenger RNA from Neurospora hispaniola, 740 nucleotides. RefSeq lists its product as uncharacterized. The transcript has a single exon. The coding region runs from base 116 to 487 and encodes 123 amino acids. NCBI's taxonomy places the organism in Eukaryota, Fungi, Ascomycota, Sordariomycetes, Sordariales, Sordariaceae. The record is from RefSeq and is a predicted model, not a curated record.
CUGCUAUCAGUGACUGUCAUGACUGUUCCUGGCUACCGGUGUAUAUCAAUUUGCAUAUCCAGGGCAUUCAACGGCGCCUGCCUGUAGCACUGCAGAAGCCCUCUUCCGAUAUCAGAUGUUUUUCGGCCAGCUCCUGUUUCUGCAAACUGGAUUUACUGUCGUCUUCUGCGUCCUCAAUACUACCACGGUCAAAACCCCAUCGCUCGAUCGAGCAUCCAUUCUCAAGUACGAACCCUUUAGUUGCAUGGGUUCAGCGCAAUUCGACCAACUAAGACCAAACCCCGGAUUUGCCUACUGCCCGUGCCCAGAGAAGACCAAGUACAUACCAGAUCCCCGCCGCAACAGGCGCCUUCUCGACUGCGAUUCGUCCAAUCAUCAGUCAAUUGAAGGAGUCAAGGAGGGGCGAAAAAAGUGCGAAGAAAUCCUGCAAGCAAGUCAGGAAACUGCAACUCCGAACCAAAAGAAACAAUCAGGCAACUGCAACUGAAAAACACAACACAGGGGAAAAAAAAAAAAAAAAAAAAGAGGGGCAAUUAGACCCUUCCACAUUCAAGCGGCUGCUGCAAAGAAACAUCGACAACCUGAACCCCUCUUUUCACCUCUAGUCUUGGAAGGUGACAGGGCUGCCAGCGUCUAACUGGUCUAUCAAACUGAUUUGUGAGACCGAGUUCACCACUCAGAGUCAACGUCUUUGAGACAUUUCAAAGGGUUCAUAUUCAACUGGUAGGUACUGGGUCUCU